Messenger RNA from Girardinichthys multiradiatus, 7601 nucleotides. Its product is annotated as UPF0606 protein KIAA1549. Bases 2489 to 6634 code for a protein of 1381 amino acids. The record is from RefSeq and is a predicted model, not a curated record. Lineage: Eukaryota; Metazoa; Chordata; Actinopteri; Cyprinodontiformes; Goodeidae. The transcript has 21 exons.
GGAUGGAUGGAUGGAAGGAUGACAAUAAAUCAGGAGAUAGGGUCCUGUAAAAUAUCUGCAACAAUAAAGAAACAGAAGUCCUGAAGGAUCUGUUGAACAGGCUAACAGCUGAAUGUUGAUGAUGUCAGGGUUCCUUUUUCAAUGUUCCUUUACUUUAGACGUUUGUAAAUUUAUUGCAUGACAGACGAGCAGAGACCAAAAUGAAAGAACAUUUCAGCAAACUGUUUUAUUUCUCCUGUUUUUCAUCAUAAAGAGUCAAGUAAAAUAACAGGGAUGCCCUGGUAUCUCAAACCUGUAAAAAAUGAAGACAUUUUAUUAGGUUAUGCAGUUUUAAUAUAUUUUGUUUGUUUGAGUUGUGAAAAUAAAUGUGGUUUUUUUUUUUAUUUAGGCAUAACUUUGACUUCUUAGUUUUAGUUUUUUGGGAGGUUUUUGAGUCAUCUCGUUUUAUUUUGCUCUUUUUGGAGGUCUUUCUGUGUCAAAGCUCAAUAUUGGUAAAACAACGUGAUCAAGAAUUGCAGUUCUUUAUCAGAAAUCAGUUUUAUCCUGCAAAUGUCGAAUCUGUGUGUACUCUGUUAUUUAGCUUACAUUUACAAAGCUGUGUAGCUGCUGCAUGCACGUUUCACUGUAUGAACUCCGUGAACAUGUAUGUUGGCUUUAUUUCUAACCAGUUGGAGGUUACGGUGUAGAAACCAGAUCUCAUCUUCUCAGCACAAAUAAAACAUGUUUUCUGUCUCGUAGCAGAACUUUUUUAGGGCUGAAAGUUUUCACACCCAGGUCAUUUUAAAUUGGGAAAAUUGUGCAAGAUUGAUUUAUAAAAUAAUGGGAAGUAAAGUGGUUUAAAUGAUUAUAAAUCAUCAAAAAUUUGAGUUUAAGCUUUGAAAUUGUGAUUUUAAAAAAACACCAAAGACUUUUUUUUUCUGGAUGAAGACUUGCUGGAACAUUUUCUUUUGGAUUGACAUGAUUUUGUUUAUACUAGAUGUCUGAAAUUUAGUUUCUGUCUGUUUUGCUCCACAGUGAGAACAAUGUGCUUCAGAAGGAUAUUUCUAUACAGAUGGGACUGAGAGUGAAUUAUUAUCCAGUCGUUUUUCAAUAACAAACCAAAAAGCAAGAGAGACAUAAUAGUCAUUUUACCAUUCUAUUUUAGUCCAGAGUUUCAUCAACAUGUUUGGGAUUCAUGUCUCAUUUCUGUCCCCAAAACAAAAACAAAACUAUUCCUUGGACUUAUUUCUGUGUCUUCAUCAAAUUGACUCUUUCUGAUGAUUUGUUUGUUUCCCACAGUUAAAAAGGUCUGAAUCUAUGAAUCUAUCAUUUCAGUUUUCUUACGCAGUCUUCUUCCUCCCGAUUCUAACAGUAAGAGCAUUAACGCUCAUGCAGCAGGGCAUUGUUCAGUCUCCUGUCAGUCCGGUUCUGUUUCUCCUCAGCCUAGGUAAGAUGCUUGUAGUCAAUGUGUAGGAGUCAUCUGUGCGUAGUGGAUUCUGAUGUGCCGACUCCAGCCUCAGUCCACUCCUUGUGAAGCUUCCUCAAUUUUUUGAAUAGUCUCCACUUGAUAAUCCUUUCAAGACUGCAGUUAUCCCUGUUUCUGGUACACCUUUUCCUACCACAUUUUUUCCUUCCACUCAACCUUCUAGGAGUACUUUUUCACAAUUUUCUGAGACCCUGAAUUUUGUGUUUUCUUUCACUUUAAGCCAUAAACAUCAAAAGUACAAGAACUAAAGGCUUGAAAUAUGUCCCUCUGUGAUAUGAAUCUAUAUAAAAUACAAGUUUCACUUUUUGAAAUGAGUGAUGAUAAAUAUUAAACUUUUUUAUGAUAUUCAAAUUUUUGAAACUGUGCUAAAAUGUCCUGGCAUAUGGAAACGCGUUACAAGCUUAAGUGUCGGUGAACAGUGGUCCAGAAGGUGUAGCCAACUGACAGCUAGAUGUUUCCUCGCCAGAAGAUCAGUUCCAUCCAAGCAGAUCUCCACAGCGCUGAGACCCUGACACAGAUAUGGGCUGGGGUUCUUCUGGACAAAUAAAGAUAUUAAUCUUAUAGUAACAGUCAUAAAAACCUAUUACCUGCUAAAAGGUCAGGCGCAUAACUUGUCUGGUAGCUGGGUCAGAAAGGCUGCUUAUCUGGGCUGAACCGGGUCAACGUUUAAACCAAUGAACGCCUCUCUAGGCGGACUUUCAACUAAAAGCUCACUGGGAUGGUUCGGCAGAAAUAGGUUCAACUAGAUUUGGAUCAGAAGAUACUGAGGCGGAGCGGGGUUCUACUGGGACUGAAUCUGUCGGACCUACGCGGAUGGAUCCGGGUCGGAGGGAGCUGGUCUGAUUUGUUGGAGGAUUAGAAGACUGCGGACAGAGGAGGAAGGAGUGAUUCUGCAGGGAUCCUUCACGGCGCGGCGUGGAGGAGAGACGUGACGCGUCCGAACCGCAUCUCCAGGAUGGCAGGUCCUCCUGACGAGCCCUUGGCUCUUUGCAUCGGAGUCAGACCGCCAGGCCAUUGAAGAUAAUGGACCCUGGGUUCCUGCUGGGCUCCAGCUUCAGGACCAGGAUCAGGACCGGUAUGGACCCCAGAACCACGGCGUAUCGACAAACCCUCGGAGUGAUGAUUCUGAUGGCUGGCACGCUGGUGUCCAUGGCAACCAGCAGCUCACCUGAAGCAGGUGUGUUGGAUUUGAACAGGAUAAUGAAGCCAUCAUCACCAUCAUCUACAUCCUCUUCAACCUCCUCCCCACCUCCCAUUGGGCCCUCAGAUUUUGGUUACCAUGGUGACAUCGCUGGUGCCGGCUCAGCAGAGGACCCGGAUGCUGGUGCUCAGGGAAUCCACCUCCUCCUUAGACCUCCAGACCUCCUGUCUCCCAGUCUACCCCCACCUUUCCCCCCACACAGCCAGCCCACCCUCACCCCUCCUCCGCCCUGGGAACAGGGCCCCUCACUAGAAGAAGGAUGGGGCUCUGGAGACUAUUUAGAGACUUUGUCCUUCAUGGUGCCAGAUGGAGAGGAACUUGGUCUUGCCACACCCCUGCCCAGCCACCCCUGGGACAUGGACUCUGGGGGUGGCUGGGUCUCUUAUGACACCGCCUUCCCUGCCCGUCCAACCCUCGCUCUUUUCUCCCCUCUCCCUGUCUCUCCCUCCUCCUCCACUCCUAAUGUACCCCUGCACACCCACACUGCCCACCUGGAUGUUUUUUCCACAUGGGACGAGGAAUAUGACCCAGAGGACAUGAUGCCUCUGGAACCGACAGAGGUGCUACUGCCGGACAUGAACAGUCUGGAGUACUACACCAACCUGCUGGCCCGAGAAAAGGAGAGAGAGAAGGAAAGGCAGAAGGUGAAGGAGAGGGAGCAGGAGGAGCAUAUACAUCAGACCAAGUCCAGACUCUCCAUUACUCCCUUAAAGACUCAAACCCACCAUUCUCCUCUGACCCCAGUCCCCACCCUUAGAGGGCCUCCUACAGAGCUAGAUCACAAACAUCCACCAAAAGGACCCAAUCCUCCCCUCACUCCCUCACCUGCUCUUACAAAUGAGAAGUCACCUACUCUACCAAAAACCUCCCAAACCACUUCCAGUCCUGCUCCACCAUCCAACACUACCAGCCAGGUGUCACCCGCCACCCCACUGAGACCAUCAGCUCGUCCUGGUAGACCAGAAAGACCAUCAGUGAUGACAGAAAAAAUAGCAAAAACCCCUGCCAUAAUGACCACCACCCAGAUUACCUCCAUCAGUCUAACCAGAGGCACCCCAGUUACCACACCCAAAGGGGCCCAGACACCGCUCACCAGACAGUAUCUGUGUAAUGUCACCAAGCCUGAGCUGUACCUGGUCAGAGUCGUGAGUGCUAAAGGCUCAUCGGCUAGUUUCAGUCAUGUCCGGGAUGUGCUGAGGAAAGAGUUCAACCGCUCGGUGGAGCUGCAGUUCCUGAGAACUCCAUCCAGUUUUGCCUUUCGUGUCGUGUCAGGACCGAUGAUAUACACUGCCAUAUCUGUCAUCAACGCUCUCCGCCAGUCUCCACGUAGCUCAGGUCCCAUUCCUACCGUAUCCCCACUGUAUACCAUACCUGACCUUGGGUAUCAGAUCCACUCGGUGCUGCAGUUUGUUCCCACCCAUGUCGACAUCAGAGUGUGCAACUUCACUGAAAGGGUUGAGAGAGGGCUGAUGAUGGCAUAUACAGAGAGCCGAAGAAGGUCACAUGAGGCAGGAAACAGCACCGUACAGCUGCUAAACAUCACGAUGGGCAUAGCUUGGCCAGCAGCGGGGCAGAAGGUUCCCGUUGACAUCACAUUUGCUGUGAGAGAUGGGAAAGGAUACCUGCCAGGGUCAGAGGUCAGCGAACACCUGAGGAAGCUCAGCCUGGUCGAGUUCAGUUUUUAUGUUGGAUUUCCUGCUCUGCAGAUUGCAGAACCCUUCCAUUAUCCUGAGCUAAAUAUGUCUCACCACUUGCGUGCCACAUGGGUCCGUACAGUCCUGCUGGGUGUUCAUGAGCAGCAGGUGGCUGAGAGGAGCUUUAAAGCUCGCCUGGAGAGACGUCUGGCUCUGCUACUGGAGGAAGGACUGCAGCAGACCAGCAGGAGGCGCUGGAAAAGGGCAACCGCCGUGGGCAACAACAGUCUGCAGGUGGUGCGGAUAUCCAGGCUGUCUGGACCAGAGCGCCCCCUUGAGGUGUUUUACUUUGUAGAGGGUCCAGGUGGGGAGAGAGUCCCGGCAGAGGUGACUGCAGCCACCAUGAACCGCCUGGAGCUUCAAAGAGCCGCCAUUGUCCUUGGACACCGAGUUCAAAAGCCACUGGCUCAACCUGUAGAGACUGACUCUGUCCCUCCAGCUGAGACUCAGAGCAGCAGCAUUUGGUUGAUCGUAGGUGUCGUUGUGCCUGUCCUGCUAGCUGUCUUCAUUAUUAUCAUCCUCUACUGGAAGCUUUGUGGAUCUGAGAAGCUUGAGUUUCAACCAGAUGCCAUCAACACCAUCCAACAAAGGCAGAAGCUUCAAGCUCCCAGUGUCAAAGGGUUUGACUUUGCAAAGCUCCAUCUUGGUCAGCACAGUAAAGAUGACAUCAUGGUGAUCCAGGAGACUGGCCCACUACCUGCUCCAAUGAAAGAGGCCACGCCCUCUGAUGGUGGAGAACUCAACACUCCCAAAUCCAAAGGAUCCUCCACUAAGGCAGCACGUUCAAAUCGCCGCAGGGGAAGGCUCAGCCCUACAGACGGUGAUUCAUUAGGAAGUGACCAAUCUAGUGGCAGGGAGUCGGCAGAGGAAAGCACCAGACCUGUGGUCACGCCCAGUGAGGGGAAACACCAUAGGAAGAUACCCAAAAAUGGGAGGACCAAAAUAGUGGUCCCAUCAGGCAGCGGUCCAGAUGAACUUCUCUCCUCAUCUUCCAUCUUUGACCACGUUGACCGUCUCUCCCGUGGCUCUUCAGAUGGAACCCGUCGCCAGGCAAGUAAGGUGCAACUUAUUGCCAUGCAGCCGCGACCGAGUCCGCCUGCAGCACACGCUCCUUCACAGCCCAGUCCCUCCCUCACUGAAAAGGUCAACGCAGAGCAGGUGGCGCUAAGGCACAAGUCUGAGAUCGAGCAUCACAGAAACAAACUGCGCCAACGUGCAAAGCGGCGGGGCCAAUGCGAGUUUCCUUCAAUGGAUGACAUUAUGGAUGCCUUUGGAGACGGACCGGUUCAGAGUGAAGCGGCACAGCGACUCUACAGCUCCGCCCACGACCACAUGGACUGCAUCCUUCAGGCCGACGGAGCCUCACCCCCCACAUCCGCUGACUCCAGGAAAAGAGCGAGGCGCUCUCCUCGAGGCCGGAGGCCUAAUCAAGGACCAGGAAGUCUUCCAGAUACAGACAGAGAUCGGCUGCUCACAGACCAGAGCGCCACCUACAGGAAGUACCCAGGACUCAACAAUGUAGCGUACAUGUCGGACCCUGACCUGCCCCCAGACCAUGUCAGCCCUUCCCCCACUGAUGAGGUCUUUGACCCAGCCCCAGCUCCACCUCCUUACAUGCCCCCACAACCUUCUAUUGAGGAAGCCCGGCAGCAGAUGCACUCCCUGCUAGAUGAUGCCUUCGCUUUGGUAUCACCAUCCUCACAGGCCAGCGGGAUGAGAUAUGCAGAGUUGGGAAUCUCCCCCACAUCCAUCCAGGGUCUCUUACAAAGGCAGGGUCUGGGAUCAGCAGGAUACAUUUCUACUGAAGAACAACUUCAAGAAUCUGUUUACUCCAACAGGGUGAAGUAUGAAGACCCCCCUUCAUCCUCCAGACCCCGACCUGUAGGGGGCAGUACAGGGGCACAGUUGCAUCAUCUGACACAGGUGGGUCUGUCCAGUCAGAUUGGUGCAUACCCUGGAGUGGGCCGCAGCAUGUCUGGACCUACUGGCUCCAGCUGGCAACAGCAGCAAUCAGACCAGGACCUAUCCAGACCAGGAGGUAGCAGAGAGAGUGUGCUGUCAUUCCCUGAGUUCUCCUCAUCUGUUUUUCAAAUGCCCAGUUCUUCAUUACGGGACCCAUCAGCUCCACCCCUCCUCUUAACCUCACCCACCCCAGAAUAUCCACCAGAGGAUGCCUCCCCAUCUGCCCACACAUCUGCGUCUCUUAUCAAAGCUAUCAGGGAGGAGCUGCGACGGCUGGCCCAGAAACAGGCCGCAGUGACCAGCUAUCCCUGAACUUACCUGGUUCUUUUUCAAUCAGGAAUUACAGUAGCUGUUCUACUAGCUGGUCAACACAAACGGUCUGUGCCACUGAGCGCAAAAUACCAAUGAUCUAUAUCCACUGGCAAAGGGCAGCAUCUCCUGAAGACCACCAGUACUUAACAGGGUCUGCUCUUUUUAUUUGUCUGUCCACUACUCUUUCACCCAGUGUUCAUUGCACAGAAGUUAGACUCACAUUUCCACUAACUUGGUUCUGGUAGUAGAUCACUGAGGAUCACCCUACCUGGACUCUUACACUGACUCAUCCUUUUAGAACUUCUGGAACAACAACACAGACACCAAACCCUGAAACGAUGAGUUCUGACCUUUAAAGAUGGAUGGUAGUUCUUCAAUUUCUGAAGCUUAUAUGCUAGAAGAGUUUUUAUUUGGCCAUCUUGAGUGAAUUGGUCUCACAAUUACCCUUUUGGUUAAAACAGAAUAGUCUUGACCUUCUAAAGUGAAUGUCACUGGGAGUUGUAGAUCAAACUGCCAUUCAUGGAGUAUAUGGUGUAAAGGACUCUAAACCUUUAAGUCAUUGAUCCCUACUAAAGUUAUAAAGGCUGGGAUGACCCAUGGAGCCCUUGUUGCGGUAAUACUUUAUAAGAAGAAAACCAAACUUUCUUGGCUUUUGUUGAAGUACCCCUUUAACGGGGUCUUCUGCGCGUUCGUUUAUUCACCGUAACCUGGAGGAAUUCACAACACAUAGAAUAAACAUAGAAUAAAUCACACUCAGACACCGUUGUAUUCAAUUUAAAUACCUGGGCCCAGGGGAAGAGAGAGCUCACGUGGUCAGGACACACCGAGACUUCUUCUGCUCUCUCUCACUGGGCUCAUUUCUUUUAUUAAAACACACACGAAACUGGGCUGCGCCUUGUUUACAAUAUUUUCUACACAUAGACAUGUACACACUUUUCCGGCUUACCAUAUUUAGACAGGUAUUGUC